Adineta ricciae is the source of this 397-nucleotide messenger RNA. The record is from the annotation of a GenBank genome assembly. Lineage: Eukaryota; Metazoa; Rotifera; Eurotatoria; Adinetida; Adinetidae.
ACUGUGCACAUUUCCAGUGGUUACAUUUUCACAAGUAAAUCGUAUUUUGGCGCCGUUGGUUAUCUUUACGAGAAAUCAUUCGAUCCAGUGAAUCCAUCGAAUAAUUUGGUAACUUCUGGUGAUGUUGUUGGUAUUAACGGAGAGUUUGAAAUCGAUGUUUCUCUCUCAAAUGCUCGUACAUAUAUAUUAGUUGUCACAUCGUCCCAACCCUUACGUACGGGAGUUUUUUGGAUAUGGGGACGUGGUCGAGCUCCUCUCACUCUUACAUCAAGCGCAUCAUCUAGUGGUAAGUCAGUAACCAAUAGUGAGAACAACAGUAUCUUCUAAUGCGAAUAAGCUUUUAACUCCAUUUCAUGAGCAAAUCGAUAAAUUUUAAUACGGUAUUCACAAAUUAUUU